Messenger RNA from Trichogramma pretiosum, 1752 nucleotides. RefSeq lists its product as uncharacterized. The coding region runs from base 81 to 1712 and encodes 543 amino acids. Gene Ontology annotation, biological process: rRNA processing. The record is from RefSeq and is a predicted model, not a curated record. Lineage: Eukaryota; Metazoa; Arthropoda; Insecta; Hymenoptera; Trichogrammatidae. Gene Ontology annotation, cellular component: nucleus. The transcript is spliced from 5 exons.
UGCUAGUGCUGGCUGAUUUCAUAUCAUCAGUGUCGCGAAUCUGCACGUUUAAAUUUAAUUUAACCAAUAUUUUUCUCAAUAUGUCUGAAAAAUCGGCUGAAGAACUUAUCACAACUAUCAAUUCAAAUUUAGAUAGUCAAAAUAAUCGUUCUGAUGGUUUGAGACUACUCAAACAAAUUGGAUUUAUCAUUACAGAAGAAAGUUUGAUUAAAAAUUUUCCGCAUUGGAUGAAUAAAUUUACAGCACUAUUAAAAAAUCAGUAUAAUCCAGAAGAUUUAUUUAUACUCAGUAAAACGCUUCUAGUAUUAAUUCAGAGAUGCAAAAAGAUACCUGAACUUGACAAAAAGAUAUCUAUGGAUUUUGUUAAACAUUGGAUAGGUUUGAUCUGUCCAAUAAUACAAAAAGAGGAAAGUGUAGAAGCAUUAAAUGUAUUACAAGUUUUAAUAUUCUAUUAUCCAGAAGCAUCAUUGAAAUUUAAGUCUAUAUAUAGUGAGUUUUUAAGCAAAUGCAUUGAUAAUCAAGAUGAAUUAUUUACCAAUUCAGCUGCAAAAACGUAUGCACUCUUAGUUAGAGCUUCUGAACGCUCUUCUAAAAAUUCAUCUAACUCUUCAACAUAUCAGUUGAGUAAUCCAGCUGGUCAAGAUCCACAUCGGUUUCAUAUUUCCCAUCAAGUGCAUUUAUGUAAGCUUUUAUGUGAUGCAUUUAAUAAACUCGAUAAAGCAACGUUUAAACAUGAAGUUGAAUUUCCUGGCAAAUAUGAGGAAAGUUCAAGUAUGAACUUAUUGAAUUUACCAGAAUUAUCACAGCAAAAUUUAAAUGCAUAUUACUCAGGUCUAGAAACUAGAAUUAUUAAUUUAUGUUUAUUUUUAUCAGAACUGCUAAGAGCACCAAAAAAUCCAUCAGUAAGACCUGGAACAGAGCCACAGACUAUAUUAUCAACCUUGCAAAAAGGUUUGAAGAUUACUACAAAUGAUAAUAAUUUAAUUGAUUUAGUAAACAUUCGCUGUAGCCUGCUCAAUGUUCUAUCAUCUUUGAUCAUAAGAUUUCAUAAAAAAUUAUUAUGCCACUCAUCAGUAAUACAUGAUUUGAUUUUGCAUACAUUAAACUGCUCUUCAAAAUGUACUAAUAAAUCUAGUCGAAGAUUGAGAGGAGCAGCAUAUGAUACUCUGUCAAUUUGGAUUAAAUACACAGGAAUGUUAUCACAUUUUGAGGUUGCAGCUGAGCAUAUUGAAAAGCAUAUAUUUAAUGAUUUGGAAGAUAUGACAAGACUAAAGAAGCAUAAUGAUGAAAAAUGUCCAGAGUUAAUGGAAAAAGACAUUAGUUUUGAUAAAUCCUACAUACCACUUGCAACAAAAGUUCUUCAAGCUGUGCAUUCAAUCAUAUUGAAUGUGAAUUAUAUACUAAAGCCAAUUACCUUGGAAAACAUAACAAAACAAGUACUUGGUUUUUCCUCUAAAAAGUUUCAAUUAAACAUAAAGGAUGAAGAAUUUGAUAAAAUUCUUCUGCAGUUAUUAUGUUCUAUAGAAAAUAUUGAUCAUCCAUCAAGAGGUAGUUUAAUUCAAGAAAUGUUGCCUAUUUUUAAAUCUAUUUGUUUAAAUAAUUGUCGGCUUGAGUUAAAAGAAGAAGCACAAAAAUGCUUAAAUCAAAUUAUGACACGGAUGUAUCCAACCAGUCCAUCACUAGCUGUAAAAAGCUCAUGUAAUGAUGCAUAAUUAGUUAUGAAUGAAAUUAAUAAAUUACAUGUUGAUUUUA